Molecule: messenger RNA, 822 nt
Organism: Neomonachus schauinslandi (Hawaiian monk seal)
Lineage: Eukaryota; Metazoa; Chordata; Mammalia; Carnivora; Phocidae
Gene: PRSS33
Product: serine protease 33
Exons: 6
Coding region: 1-822 (273 amino acids)
Biological process (GO): proteolysis
Molecular function (GO): serine-type endopeptidase activity
Source: RefSeq, a predicted model, not a curated record
AUGAGGGGGCCUUCCUGCCUCUGGGUCUUGCUCCUACUGCUGCUGGGAGCUGCUGGGACAGGGACGCUGGAGUCUGCAGCCUGCGGGCAGCCCCAGGUGUCGAGUCGCAUCGUGGGGGGCCGGGACGCCCGGGACGGACAGUGGCCGUGGCAGGCGAGCAUCCAGCACCGCGGGGCGCACGUGUGCGGGGGCUCGCUCAUCGCCCCCCAGUGGGUGCUGACCGCAGCGCACUGCUUCCCCAGGCCGACGCUGCCGUCCGAGUACCGCGUGCGCCUCGGGGCGCUGCACCUGGGCCCCGCCUCGCCCCGCGCGCUCUCGGCGCCCGUGCGCAGGGUGCUGCUGCCCCCGGACUACUCCGAGGACCGCGCCCGCGGCGACCUGGCGCUGCUGCAGCUGCGCCGCCCGGUGCCCCUGAGCGCCCGCAUCCAGCCCGUCUGCCUGCCCGAGCCCGGGGAGCGCCCGCCCCCCGGCACACCGUGCUGGGUCACCGGCUGGGGCAGCCUGCGGCCGGGAGGUGAGGCGGGGGUAAGGGUGCCGCUGCUGGAUGCGCGCACCUGUGACCAUCUCUACCACGUGGGCACCGACGUGCCCCGCGCGGAGCAUAUAGUGCUGCCCGGAAACCUGUGUGCUGGCUACGUCCAGGGCCGCAAAGACGCCUGUCAGGGUGACUCUGGGGGACCCCUGACCUGCGUGAGAUCCGGGCGCUGGGUCCUGGUGGGCGUGGUGAGCUGGGGCAAGGGCUGUGCCCUGCCCAACCGUCCAGGGGUCUACACCAAUGUGGCCGCUUACAGCCCCUGGAUUCAGGCUCGCCUUAGCCUCUAA